GAUUAUUCUCAGUGUUGUCAAAGUGUGAAAACAAAGUAGAUUUUUUUUCCAAAAAAUAAAAUGGAAAUAGUGAUUUAAUGAUGACAGAAAAAGAUUAUUUCAUUUUACCAAUGACAUCAAAUAAUAAUAUGACGAAUAUGUUCCGUCCGUCGUUUCGUAAUUUUUUUAUAUUUUUUAUAAUUUAUAUAAUUGGAUUUUCAUUUUUAGUAGUGUACUUAGAGCAAAGUAAAUGGGAUAGCACCGAAAAAACAUUGAAUGAUCUAGCUAAAACAGUGAAAGAACAAAAUGAACUAAUAGAACAAAUAUAUCAAUUUAAUGAUAGAUUAAUAAAUGAUGUUAAUAGUAAAAAAAAGACAAUUAAUAAGAAUUUACCAACAAUAUUCGCCAUUACACCUACGUUUGCUAGACCGGUGCAAAAAGCUGAACUCACACGACUUGCACAAGCAUUUUUUCAAAUGCCUAAUUUUCAUUGGAUUGUGGUUGAAGAUUCAGCAACGAGGACCAAUUUGGUGACUAAUUUCCUCUGGGAAAGCGGAUUGAAUUAUCAGCAUUUGAAUGUGAUCACACCUUCCAAUUAUAAAUUAGGAAUAAAUGAUCCUCAUUGGAAAAAACCGCGUGGUGUUGCACAAAGAAAUGCUGCUCUGAAUUGGUUAAGAAACAAUUACAAUACUAGUACAAAUGGUAUUGUUUACUUUGCGGAUGACGAUAAUACCUACUCUAUAAAAUUGUUUAAAGAGAUGGAGAAGAUAAAAGUGGUUGGAGUUUGGCCUGUAGGUUUAGUAGGCGGAUUAAUGGUUGAACGGCCGAUUUGUGAUAAUACAACAAACAAAGUUAUUGGAUUUAAUUCAGUUUGGAAACCUGAACGGCUGUUUCCAUUAGACAUGGCUGGAUUUGCGGUAAAUCUCAAGAUAUUACUAGAAAAAAAAGAUACAGUAUUUUCUUUUCACGCCAAGCCUGGUUAUCAAGAGUCAGAAUUUCUUAAGCAGCUGGUUACACGGGAUCAACUGGAACCAUUGGCUGAUUGCUGCACAAAAGUUUAUGUUUGGCACACAAGAACUGAAUCCCCACCACUACGUGAUGAACAACGUUUAAUAAAAAUGGGAAAAAAAUCUAAUGACAAUAUUGAAAUAUAAUUAUACUCUUCUCAAUUUGUAAAUAAUCCAUUAUGUAUGUUUAUUUAUUUAUCGAUCUAUGCUAAAUGAUAAUUUAUGUUCGGUGUUUUGUAUAAGUUUUCUCCAAAGUUAUACUUCAAAAUUCUGUAAUAAUAUAAAGAGCCAGUUGAUUUAAAUUUGUAAUAUAGUGACGUGAUACUCAAAUCAGA
Cotesia glomerata is the source of this 1321-nucleotide messenger RNA. RefSeq names its product galactosylgalactosylxylosylprotein 3-beta-glucuronosyltransferase I (gene GlcAT-I). The record is from RefSeq and is a predicted model, not a curated record. Lineage: Eukaryota; Metazoa; Arthropoda; Insecta; Hymenoptera; Braconidae. The transcript is spliced from 4 exons. Gene Ontology annotation, molecular function: galactosylgalactosylxylosylprotein 3-beta-glucuronosyltransferase activity. Gene Ontology annotation, cellular component: Golgi membrane. Gene Ontology annotation, biological process: chondroitin sulfate proteoglycan biosynthetic process; carbohydrate metabolic process. The coding region runs from base 78 to 1133 and encodes 351 amino acids.